Molecule: messenger RNA, 1845 nt
Organism: Fusarium odoratissimum NRRL 54006
Lineage: Eukaryota; Fungi; Ascomycota; Sordariomycetes; Hypocreales; Nectriaceae
Exons: 2
Coding region: 47-1693 (548 amino acids)
Biological process (GO): mRNA splicing, via spliceosome
Cellular component (GO): nucleus
Source: RefSeq, a predicted model, not a curated record
GUUUUCAUCUACGGAUUAUGUCCUUCUGUGGGUGAUUGCCGCUGCGAUGAAUAACGAACAGUUCCGCAAACUGUUGGCUGCGAAUGCAAAGAAGAACUCCGAUAGUCAAAAUGGUGCACCUGCAGGCUCAUCGUCCACAGGCACCGGGAAUGCGCUCGGUUCGAGGCAACGAUCGAGCAUCCCAAUGACACCACGCGCUCUAGGGGGUGCUCAAGCGGACUUUGCACGACAACUGGUUGAGCGAAACAACGCGGUUCGACCUCAAAAGAAGUUCAAAUCUUACGAUCCAAAAGGCGUCAAACUCGCGUCGGGCUACAUCGACCGAUCGAAAGAACGUGACGAGAAAAUAAAGGAUGAUCGGGAACAACAACUCAAAGACCUCGAAGAACAGCUCAAGAACGAGGAGAUCGACCAGGAGACAUUUGAGAACCGUCGAUUCGAGAUUGCAGGAGGCGAUUUAAGUAGCACGCAUCUAGUUAAAGGACUUGACUUUAAGCUCCUCCAACGAAUCCGGCGUGGAGAAGAUAUAUAUGGAGAAAAGAAAGACGGAGCCGAGCAACAACCCACAGAUGAGCCCGCCGCCGAGAUUGACGUCGAUGAUGAAUUUGAACAGCUGGCAGAACAGGAAGUCCAGGUAGUGCCCAAAGAAAAGACCGAGACAAAAAAAAAAGGCCAACUAUCUACAGUGUCACUGGCACCUGGAAAAAAACGAACACGCGAUCAAAUUCUUGCAGAAUUAAAGGCGGCAAGAGAAGCUGCCAAAGCACAGCAAGGGAAUGUGCUUGGCGACCGUUUCAAGAAGGUUGGUGUCAAACAGAAGGCAGGAUCGCGAAUAGAGAGAGACAGCAAAGGACGAGAGGUUUUAAUCGUUGUGGAUGAAGAUGGACAUGAAAAGAGGAAGGUUCGGAAAGUUCAGCCUGGCGCUAAGGAAAUUGAUGAAGGUGAUCGGAUCGGGCUUCUCAUGCCGGACAAGAAUUCAAAGCCACUUGGCAUGGAGGUUCCAGAACAAUAUAGGAAAAAGGAGGAGCCCGAGGAGGACGAAGACAUCGACAUCUUUGACGGCGUGGGUGAUAAUUACGAUCCACUGGCUGGGAUAGACGAUUCAGGUUCAGACUCUGGUUCAGACUCUGGUGUGAAUGAAGAUUCGAAGAAGAUGGAACAAGAGAAAAUGGAUGAAGGGAAUAUUGCUGACCCAUCGAUGCAACCGCCGCCGAAACCACAAGCGCCUCGAAAUUACUUCCAGGGAGCGAAGACGGGUCUAGUGUCAGAGGAGCAUAGCAAAGCGCCUUCCAUGUCAGAUCCAGCCAUCAUGGCAGCGAUCAAGCGAGCAGCGGCUCUCAACCCUAUCAAGAAGGCCAGGGAUCAUGCUGAAGAAGAUGACGACGAUGACGACGGUCAAGCUGAUGAAAUGAAGAAGGAAGCGAUGGAGGAAAAAAGAAGGAGGCUUCUACAGAUGGCGGAUCGCGAUGAUGAAGAUCUCGAUAUGGGCUUCGGUACUAGUCGGUUUGCCGACGAAGAAGAUUUUGACGACAGUAGGGUCAAGCUUUCAACCUGGGGAGACAAGGAUGACGAUGGCGAGGGGCAAUCAAAAGGAGGGCAAUCAAAACGAAAGCGAGGCCCAAAGAAGAGAAAGGGUGAUGCUAAUAAUGCUGCGGAUGUAUUGCGGGUUAUGGAAGCGCGCAAGAAGUCAUGAUGGGCGGCAGGAGGUUCUCCGUUAGUAUACCUAUCAUGAAACAUAUCUUAAUUCGGCACAAAGCCGAGGCUUGAUACCCCAUGCUGUAGUUAGGAUUGUAUACCUUAACAUAAUGCUUAUUCAACCUUUCAAGUCACACUUACCGUGGAAGC